AACUGCGUGUCUGUGAAGCCGGCACAAAGGAGAAGUGGGAACUCUGAGUGCUGUGCUGUGCUGUGCUGAGCGCCUGGGGCUGUCAGGAAGGAGCGAGGCAGCCCAAAAACAAGUGGCUGCUGACUGACUUAAGCAGAGUGCGUGGAGGAUAGAAGACAAGAAGAAGCAAGGAGGGAGGAGGAGGGGACAGGAAACCAAGUCUGUGGACAACACUAGAGACAUUCACAUUGUCAUACACGCGGGACUCAGUAGCAGCAGCCUGACUGAGUGGAGUGGAGUGGAGCUCUCUUUGUGCCAUGUUUUCUGGUUCUGUUUAUGGAUUUAUUCACCAGACAAAACACCAGAUGGAUUUUGACAUGAAGCACAUUUAAGGAACUUCAAGAUCUUCACCAGAAUUGGGAUAUACCUGAAUUAAACUGAGGACAUUUUGGAAUAUCUGAAGGAAUCCCACGACUGGUUUCAAUGAGUGAGUAAAGAUCUCGUGGGUUGAAACUACAAGCUGAUUUUACAUUGAAAAAGACCAGGGGGAGGGGAGGUCGAUCCAGCCUGGGUACCCUUUCCACAGAGGGGAAGGGGGGUCUUUUCAAACAUGAGGUAACCCCCUGAUUACAAGGCAAGAAAGGGGAGGUGCGCCCUGCAACCAUGUGCGACGGACAGCUCCAAACAUGUCAACCAGACUCUUGCUAAUACCUGAACUGUCAAGAAAAGGACUUUGUUUAUGACUGUCUGAGUAUUUCGUACGAGUCAUUCACUCUUCCAGGAGUUGAUGUUUUCUUCUUAUUAAAUUACAUAACAAACUACCCAGGAUGUACAACGCAACUUUUGUGGACCCAACCACAAACCACCAACCCACGAACAGCACCAACGCUUCAUGCCCCAAAAAUGACGAGUUCAAGUACCCGUUGUACAGCACGGUUUUCAGUAUUGUUUUCGUGGUGGGGCUCAUUACGAACGUGGUGGCGAUGUAUAUUUUCACAUGCACUCUCAAACUGCGUAACGAAACCACUACGUACAUGAUGAACUUGGUAGUGUCUGAUUUUUUGUUUGUCUUCACGCUACCUCUACGUAUUUUCUAUUUCAUCAACCAACACUGGCCGUUCGGAAGCAUGCUCUGCAAAGUUUCCGUAUCUUUAUUUUAUACCAACAUGUACGGGAGCAUCCUCUUUCUCACCUGCAUCAGCGUAGAUAGAUUCCUCGCUAUCGUGCAUCCAUUUCGCUCAAGGACUUUGCGGACGAAGCGCAAUGCCAAAAUCGUAUGUGCGGCAGUUUGGGUGCUAGUGUUAUCCGGGAGUCUUCCUACGGGAUUCUUGCUGAACAGUACGUCAGUAUCUCUUCAGAACAAGACAAACUGCUUCGAGAACUUUUCAUCCAAGCAGUGGAAAUCCCAUCUCUCCAAGGUGGUCAUUUUCAUCGAAACGGUCGGCUUUAUCAUUCCACUCCUUCUCAACGUCGUCUGUUCCGUCAUGGUUCUCCAAACUUUACGCAGACCGCAAACUGUAAGUCGUGGCGGGAAGCUCAACAAAACCAAGAUUCUGCGUAUGAUUAUUGUGCACCUGUCAAUUUUUUGCUUUUGCUUCAUACCUUACAACGUCAACUUAAUCUUCUACUCACUAGUCCGUACCAAAACUUUAAAGGGAUGUUUUGCGGAGUCGGUAGUACGGACGAUCUACCCCAUAGCCCUUUGUAUAGCCGUGUCCAACUGCUGCUUCGACCCCAUCGUGUAUUACUUCACUUCAGAAACCAUCCAGAACUCCAUCAAGAGAAAAAAUACAGUCACCCGCUCUGACGUCAAGUUCUCCGAGGCUCUGCAGUCGGAAACCAGCUCCAACCUGCAGUGCAGCCUGAGGAAUCUCAAAGCCAAAGUCUUCCACAACGAGUCUUCAGUAUGACAGGUAGCCCAAGGAUAUCACCACAACAGGUUUUUGAGUCCAUAUCUCCUUUGACGGACAGCCACGCCCCCGUAAGCUGCUUUCCAGGAUCUUUGCAGGGUUUGGUCCCACUAUUGUAACACAACUUUUUUUGUUCAACCACCAUCAGUGUUGUCGUGUCCAACUAUUUUGAACAAUGGAGUCGGUCACCCUAGUUUUGUCUUACAUGCUGUUAAAAGUUACAGAUAUUUCGAAGCUGAAUUGUCAUUACAGUCGAUGAAACACAAUGGAUGGUUUCAAAAUGUAGUAUUCAUAAUCUUAUUUGCAUUAACUCAAGCAGUUUUGGUUUUCUUCUUCACAUUUUUAUAACAUCAGUAUUAUUUUCCAGAGGUGACAUGCUGCACUCGCUAAAACUGCUCUUAAAUUCUCAGUUUUUUGUUGUCAAAUGAUAAAAAAAUUCAAUUAAGAAACAGAAUUUGUAGUGGUAUUUUUAACAAGGCCUCUGCUGUGCGAAAUGACAUGGUGUAGUUGCAUAAGCCUUUUGGGAAACACAAUGGAACAAUCUGCUGUAUUUACUUGCCCUUUGAAAUCAGCAGGGAGCCUCUUUGUCAUGAACACUGUUUUUGAGUAAACGCUCGCUAAAUGAUGGUCUUUUACCAUUUAACUGUCUCAGCUGCAUUUUUGUGGUCCUUGGAGAUUUACGUGUUUCCUAUCUGGAGGUUGUUUUUUCCACUUUUUAUGACCUUGUGCUACCAACUUGAAAUUUGAACACUGGUGAACUUCAAUAAAUUCAGUAAAAUGGAAUCAAACAGAACUAAAUUUAAGCACAAAUUUCAAUUAAAGGCUAAAAUAUAGUCCACCAGAACCUAAUAUAAGAACUCGGAGAAUAAAUGAUUAGAACACAGCACUGGUCUUGAACAUAACCUGAUUCGCAGUCAAAAAUAAAAGUCAAUUAGCCCAAAAUACUGAAAUUAAUUAACUACACGGUUGCAAUGUUGGCAAAAUAACACAAAAAACUCUCAAAAUCAGAAUUCUAUAUAGUCAGCUACAAACGAUGCUUUCAAGUACCAUCUGUACACUUCAGUUUCAUUGUUUAAGCAGUGGAAAUAAAUCCAUUCUGCGCAUUAUAAGUACCGUUUUUUUACCGGUGAUUCCAGUUCACCCCCACAUUUCAAGUUCAUUCACAGUUAUGCAGUAAUUACCAAAACACGCAAAUCUAAUUCUGCGUUAACUCUGCCUUCGUAAGCACCUGUCAGUAUUAUUGUAUUAGCCCUUUCUCGGGACAAAUGUUGGAAACUGCCAUUGGCGCCAUCUGCUCUGAUUCAUUCACUUUGCCGUACUGCUAAUGACUACUUAAUGGGUAUUUUCUGUUUCCUGGGGAGUAUUAUACAAUUGUGUUUGUCUCAAUUAGUGGGCCAUCGACCUGGAAGGGAAUUUAAUAGCCACUGAACCCAGGAACGGUCAUGAUACUGAGGCUGCAAGCGCUCGCUCGUCUGGACAAUGCUGUUGUGGUGCUAACUUCAGACUAGAAUUUUAAUUUAAUGAUGUAAGUUUUAUUGACGUUGUACAGUGUUUUUGUUUUAUUGCUGUUGUUAUAAUUGUAAAUAAGUAAAAGAUGUCUGUUAUAGUGGCGUUUCUCUGUGGAUUUUUGUGGUCAUUUAAUGCACUGACACUGAACUUCAGAUACUGCACUCGAGCCACGAUAAUGAAUAAAGUCAUGUAUUGUGUUAAAUUAA
This is a messenger RNA of Boleophthalmus pectinirostris (great blue-spotted mudskipper), 3604 nucleotides long. It is a transcript of the gene lpar6a, whose product is annotated as lysophosphatidic acid receptor 6a. Gene Ontology annotation, molecular function: lysophosphatidic acid receptor activity. Gene Ontology annotation, biological process: positive regulation of Rho protein signal transduction; phospholipase C-activating G protein-coupled receptor signaling pathway. The record is from RefSeq and is a predicted model, not a curated record. Lineage: Eukaryota; Metazoa; Chordata; Actinopteri; Gobiiformes; Gobiidae. Gene Ontology annotation, cellular component: membrane.